This is a messenger RNA of Candidula unifasciata, 1455 nucleotides long. Lineage: Eukaryota; Metazoa; Mollusca; Gastropoda; Stylommatophora; Geomitridae. The record is from the annotation of a GenBank genome assembly.
AUGGGACAAACAUUAGCCAGAUCAGCACAGUGGGCAACUCCCAAAGAGGGUGGAAAAGGGAAACUAGAAUACUCGAGCUUGAACGAAAGCCUUCUCAAUACAAUUCUCAAAUUUGUGGAGACUCCCAGUAAUAAAACCAGUGAUGAAAGAAAACUCAUCUUCAAGAAGCCCCUGGUCUGGACAACACAGCUGAAACCUUCUGCUCUUGAAGGACCAGGUUAUGUUUUCAAUGAAAAACAUGGAACUCUUACAUCUGAAGCAACUGUAGCUAAAGGUGAAAUGCCACUGCUAGAACUGAACAACGACAAACUCACUAUCAUGUCCCUUGAACAAGCAGAGUAUGUGUUACGGGUGGCUGGAGAUAAAAAGAUGGCUGAACUGAGGGCCUGCUUGGAAGAAAAUGAAGAUGUGAUGGCCAAGAUGCUUGGAGACAGAUUUGCAACUGUGGAAGGGACAGAUAACUCCAUCUUCCGUUUUCACGAGGAGAUAACCAAGGAAGUUGAAGCUCUAGCAAAACAGACAGAAAAAAGUGAUGAAAAGUCGAAAGAUGUGGAUGAAAAGAAGACAGUACUUCGCCUUAGACUAAAGUUGCUUCAGUUGGAUGAACAAAUGAUGAACACUAGCAUACUGACCAUAACCAGGGACCUUCGUCUCAAUCCAAAGAUAGUGGACAGUGAGGUGGCAAUACUGCAGGGGAUUGCUGGCACAGAUAAAAAGAGUCCUUUAGAGUAUGGAGUACAGGAAGGCAAACCAGAUGACCUUGACUAUGAGCCUGCGGAUAACAUCUCAUACCAGAAUCUGGUUGCUUUGCUCAAGGACAGGUCUCCACAUUUUGCAGAAAAUAUCAUGAAACAGGAGUUCAAAGUAAAACAUCGCAAAGAGAAAGAUUCCGGUUUUCUGGAGGCUAAAAGCAGCAAAGAUAGUGAUAAAGAGGGAAGUAUAGACAGAUCCAGCAGAUCUGACUACUUUUCCAAGCAGCAGACAGACCAGCAUCCAAAGACAGACAAAAAGCAGAAAGUACAGACAAAGACAAAGCUGGAGCCAUCUUUAAAGUGGAAAAGUCUGGCCAUUGAGGAAAAGGAUCAUGAAAAGCUGCAGCUGCAUCAGAACAAGUUGUCACAGGUCUCUGUAUUGUCUGAGGGCAAUCAGAAAAAAAUUAGGAUCUCAGCGGCAGAUGCUGACGAGCCUUUUAGUGAGAGCUCUUCUGAAAGUGACGAUGAGGAGGAGGCUGUCGACAGGAGACCCGAAGGGAAUGCUGAUCUUCCCACUGAAUACUGGCAGAUACAGAAGCUUGUCAAGUAUCUAAAGGGUGGUAACCAAACAGCAACCAUCAUUGCUCUGUGCUCUCUGCGAGACUUUAACCUGUUACAGGAGACAUGCCAGCUGGCAAUACGAGAUGUUGGUGGUCUGGAGGUUCUCAUCAACCUGCUGGACACCGAGGAGGUCAAAUGCAAG